AAACGUGGCCUAACAUAAUAAUUAGACAAACAGCACACACAGAUAACGUGACAUAACAUAAUUAGACAAAUAUCACCACAUAGACAAGGCCAUCUCAGCAACCCACUGCAUGCCAAAUAAAGUUUUGUUGUCAACCUCAAUACCAAACCCCUCAACGCUCCCUCCAACGACGUUCGGCGGUUUGGCACGACAAGGAAUCAUUAGCAGUUUCCUCAUUAAUUGCACGAAUCCUCAACCUUUAUAGUACCUCUCUUGUAAAACAAACAAAAGCUUAAGCUGCCUUUCAAGUUUGAACCUUUCGGUUCCUAUAUAUACUAUUCCCUGUACUUUGCAUGAGUGCGUAGUGCAAGGAAGGAAUAUAUAACAUAUAACUAACAAAGAAAGAAUGACAGGGUCAUCUCGAAAAGGACGCGGAUACUUGGAUGAAGGAAGUGUGAAUGGAAGAAUGUACGGAAAGUUAAAGAAAGACGAGUUCGACGGUUACAACUCCGAUAACCAUCAAAGAAAAAACAACCCCAUCACAAUGGACGCGCCUCAUUUGGAUCCUCAAAUGGAAGCUGACAACGCUCCCUACGACGCUUCCCUCUCUCCCUUAUCCAAAUCCCCAUGGUCCUCUCACAUGAACGAAGACGCUUUUGCCGGCUCCAACGAAAACGACGCUCUCGUGGGCUCCCUUGUCCGCGAAGAGGGUCACAUUUAUUCCCUCGCUGCAACCAAGGACCUGUUGUACACGGGUUCUGAUAGCAAGAACAUUCGCGUGUGGAAGAACCAGGAGGAGUUCGCGGGCUUCAAAUCCAAUAGCGGUUUGGUCAAAGCCAUUGUGAUCGCCGGAGAGAAAAUCCUCACGGGACACCAAGACGGAAGGAUCAGGGUUUGGAAAGUGUCGGGGAAAAACGACCAACAACACAAGCGCGUCGCCACGCUUCCAACGUUGAGAAACUACAUCAAAUGUUCCAUGAAACCGAGCAACUACGUGGAAGUGAGACGACGCCGUAAUUUAAUAUGGAUCAAACACUACGACGCUAUUUCGUGUCUGAGUUUAACGGAGGAUCAUUCUCUCAUAUACUCCGCCUCGUGGGAUAAGACCUUUAAGGUGUGGCGAACGUCGAAUUUCAAGUGUUUGGAGUCCGUCACGGCGCAUGACGACGCCGUUAACGCGCUUGUUGUGGGGUUGGAUGGGAUGGUCUUCACGGGCUCCGCUGACGGCACCGUUAAGAUUUGGCGGCGCGAGGUUCAAGGGAAAGGGACGAAGCAUUUGUUUUCGCAGACGCUGUUGAAGCAGGAGUGUGCGGUGACGGCGUUAGCGAUAAACGAAGAGGGGAAUGUGCUAUACGCGGGUUCCUCUGACGGGUUGGUGAAUUAUUGGGUUCGGGAAACGAAUUUGGAGCAUAAAGGGGUUUUGAGGGGCCACAAGCUGGCGGUGCUGUGCUUAGCUACGGCGGGGAGUUUGGUGUUCAGCGGGUCUGCUGACAUGGCGAUAUGCGUGUGGAAGAGGUCGCUGAACGACGACCACACGUGCGUGAAUAUUCUGUCGGGGCACACUGGGCCUGUUAAGUGUCUCGCGGCGGAGAGGGAUCCUGAAGCGAUGUGUAAUGAGAGGAGGUGGAUUCUGUAUAGUGGGAGUUUGGAUAAGUCGGUGAAGGUGUGGAAGGUGUCAGAGAAUGCUGCGAGUGCGCAUAACAACCACCAGCCACCCAGGCCCAGUCUUGAUCAGUUCCCCAGAGUUUCGUCCUUAAGGAAAAUGGGGUCAAAGAGAUACUAGAUAUAUAGCUGCAUGCGUGUGUGCACAGGACAACAAACAUGUUUGAUUUGCUAUUUGAAAUAUCAGCUCUGGGUCGUUUGUGAUGCCCACGGGGAAAUAUUUGAUUUUAUGGGCAUGCAGAUACUGCAUUGUACAUACAACUUAAUUUAUGCGAUUGUUUGGGUUCAAGAAA
Glycine soja is the source of this 1934-nucleotide messenger RNA. RefSeq names its product protein JINGUBANG-like. The record is from RefSeq and is a predicted model, not a curated record. The coding region runs from base 386 to 1762 and encodes 458 amino acids. Gene Ontology annotation, molecular function: protein binding. NCBI's taxonomy places the organism in Eukaryota, Viridiplantae, Streptophyta, Magnoliopsida, Fabales, Fabaceae. The transcript has a single exon.